CAAGCGUGUCGUGUUUUUGCUCGGGAAGAAAGAGAGAGAACGUGAUAAAAGUUAAUUUUUUAAUUUCCAAAUUUACAAUUGAAUUAAACACAAUGGGAGAAUUGUCGAGAAUAAUGGCGAGUGACUUAUCCCAACCUGCAGAUGGUGUUCUUGAAGAAAAAUUCAAUACUGAUUGCAAUUUCGGGUCGGUCAUCUUGCCUUAUCAGGAACUUCACAGGUACACCUUUGGCGAAAAGUACGUCUCGUGGAAGACUCAGGGCGAAUUCAUCUUUUUCCAGAGCAAGCGACCCCACUGGAAUUGGAGUUUCGCCAUGGAAAUUUUAUGCGGAAGAGACAGUUAUUGGAUCAAACCAGCGAGGGGAAACAUAAUUUUCAAAAACGGCGUAAAAUUUGAUACUGAUGCCAAGAUUCAGCUCAAUUUCGGUGAUGAAUUAUCCUUUACCAAACAUCGCAACAAUGUCUCUGGUGGUCUUGCGGUCUUCACUUUUAAAAGACGGGAGUACCCUUCAAAUUGGGAUAAGUGGAACAAAAGUAAACACGAUUCGGGAUUUGGGUGUGACCGGUGUGGAUCCGAAAUAUUGGAUUUCACGCUACAUAAGAACAAAUUGGUUUUCUCCCAUCUUUCCAUUGGCAGCCUGAAGAAUGCUCGACUAGUUUGCAAGGACUGGAAUGAACAAGCGCCUCCCAUUUUGCGAGCAAAAUCCGUCGUAAAUUUUGCUCUUCAUUCCAACUAUUUAACUCCUUCGCUAAUAUUUCUGAGAUACGUCCAUGAAAUGAAGAACGCCACACCAUGGCCAAAUUGGAAAAUUUCCUAUCCCGAGAUUUCAGCCGAAGGGCGUGAUGAGAGAAAAUGGGGAGUCAAGUAUAUCGAAGAUUUUACCUGGUUCCUUCGAUCGCAAAGGGGUCAUCACGUCAAAAGUUUGUCUCUGUGUGGCACCAUCAGCUCUGACCUGGAUUACGGGACAUACCUCAAACCCGUUUUACAACUUAAAGACACCCUGGAAGAAUUAAGACUGGAUUUCACCAUGAAAAUAUUUGAUGAUGACGGCAACGAGAAGAAAUAUGCUAUUACUGGAUUGGGUUCAAUUUAUCUGAAAAGUCUGAAAAAGUUUUCAAUCGAACUGCGUUUCGACGAUAAGCCGAUACCCCUUCCACAAUUUGAGGCGCCAUGGAUGAAAAUCUGGGCAAAGGCGAUCAACCGUGUCGACUCCAUUGUUACGCUAGGCGAUGCUUCAUUCAUGUCACGAUUUAUCCAAGAGUUACAAAGUAGCAUGGGAACUUGGUCGUACCAAAGGUUAACUGAGGUCAUGUUGACGUGCAAGGGGUCGGAUGGAAUCAAAUUUCUCACCGAGGUCAACCAGCCCCUGAAGAAGAUGACCUUUACGGUGCCUUUGGAAAAUGGGAACCUUCCCGACUUUGAAAAUUUGCUGAAGAAACACGCCCCGUCAUUGGAACUGCUUAGUUUUCGAAUCUCCACGGACGGCAUGGAAGGAAAGUCUAGUUUCGUUGUGAAUUUCCCAGGAUUUCCAAAACUGAAAGAGCUAGAUGUUAAUUUUGGAACAUAUGAUGAUUACGACGACGAGUACUGUUUCAUUGAGAAUGAGGCGCGAUUAAGUCUCGCAUUUCCGUGUGGCGAGGAUGAUCCUGAUGAUAAUUCGAUUAACUAUGAAGUCCACCUUCCCUCGAUUUGUGCUAUCGUCUUGAGCCCGGAAUUUAAUGAUGAUGCAGGAGAUUUUUGGAACACGUACGGCGGUUUCGUGGACAGUCUUCUACCCAAAGAAGAAGGACAACUUUGCAAGACGCUGCAAUCUUUGGAAAUGCCGACUUGUGCCGAGAAUGCGAUUGAGACAGGAUAUCUUCGAGCUGCUCGACUGCCUGAGGUAUUUCCAAACGUGCGAAAUGAAUGGAUGGACCGAUUAAGGGAGAUGAAGCACAAAAUUUAAGUAUAAAUUUAAGUUUUUAACCAUUGGGUAAAGUAUUUACCGUGUGCACUGUUUCCACACUGAUAUAAUAUGAAUAAGAUGAUGAACUUUUCAAUGUAUAUAUGUAGUAUUUCCUAAUUAUUAGUGUUAAUUGGCAAUAUUUUUGGCAACUUUUCUAUUGUAAUGCGCUUUUGCAUGAGUAAUAUGUUACAUAUAUAUAUACCCAUUUCAGCUCAAUAUAAAUUAAAUUACAAGUAGUAAGUUAUCAAAUUUUCAA
Folsomia candida is the source of this 2199-nucleotide messenger RNA. RefSeq lists its product as uncharacterized. The coding region runs from base 93 to 1943 and encodes 616 amino acids. The transcript is spliced from 5 exons. The record is from RefSeq and is a predicted model, not a curated record. Lineage: Eukaryota; Metazoa; Arthropoda; Collembola; Entomobryomorpha; Isotomidae.